UUUUUUACUUUUUUCUCUACUCUUUCUAGUUUCCUGGACGAUUUAGAUCGGUUAGGUGCCAAAGAUUAUCAACCAACCGAACAGGAUAUUUUGCGCACUCGUGUCAAAACAACUGGUAUUGUUGAAGUGCACUUUUCCUUUAAAAAUCUUAAUUUCAAACUCUUUGAUGUUGGUGGCCAACGUUCGGAACGAAAGAAAUGGAUUCAUUGCUUUGAAGAUGUUACCGCGAUUAUAUUUUGUGUUGCCAUGUCGGAAUAUGAUCAAGUUUUGCAUGAAGAUGAAACUACAAACCGAAUGCAAGAAUCUUUGAAAUUGUUUGACUCCAUUUGUAAUAAUAAAUGGUUUACGGAUACUUCGAUUAUUUUAUUCUUAAAUAAAAAAGAUUUAUUCGAAGAGAAAAUUCGCAAGAGUCCAUUGACAAUCUGUUUCCCAGAAUAUACAGGUUAGCAAAACUAACAAGCUUCUCGAAGUGUCUAA
Lucilia cuprina (Australian sheep blowfly) is the source of this 477-nucleotide messenger RNA. RefSeq names its product G protein alpha o subunit. Gene Ontology annotation, biological process: adenylate cyclase-modulating G protein-coupled receptor signaling pathway. The annotation marks the transcript as partial. Gene Ontology annotation, molecular function: G protein-coupled receptor binding; GTPase activity; GTP binding. The transcript is spliced from 3 exons. NCBI's taxonomy places the organism in Eukaryota, Metazoa, Arthropoda, Insecta, Diptera, Calliphoridae. The record is from RefSeq and is a predicted model, not a curated record. Gene Ontology annotation, cellular component: heterotrimeric G-protein complex.